Molecule: messenger RNA, 1661 nt
Organism: Fusarium oxysporum Fo47
Lineage: Eukaryota; Fungi; Ascomycota; Sordariomycetes; Hypocreales; Nectriaceae
Product: cytochrome P450
Exons: 5
Coding region: 37-1569 (510 amino acids)
Molecular function (GO): heme binding; iron ion binding; monooxygenase activity
Source: RefSeq, a predicted model, not a curated record
UUGAAUCCAUCAUCACACCACCGGCAGUUGUUCAAGAUGACGGCGUAUAUCGAUACCAUACUCCAAAAUCCGCAAUAUGCGGUUCUUUCCGCAAUUUCCGUUGUUACACUCUUAAUCGUCAACUUUUCUUUCUUCACCCAACAAGAGAAAUACCCUAUCCUGAUCCCCAAGAAGCCUUUCGAGUUGACAAACACGCGUGUAGUCAAAGAGUUCAUUGCCAACAGCAGAAGCCUCCUUGCAAACGCGCGCACAGUUUAUAAAGAUCAGCCAUACCGAGCUUAUACCGAGCUAGGCAAGGUUCUGGUUAUUCCUCCUUCGUGGGUGGAUGCCUUGAAGAGCAACCGACACCUAGACUUUCAGACGCCAGCCCGAGAUGAUUCUCAUGAGUACAUUCCUGGUUUCCAACCUUUUGGUGGAUCUCAUAAGCUUACGACUGUUAUCAACAAGUAUAUUACAAAGGCUUUGAUGAAGUUAACAGGGCCCAUAUCGGAAGAAGCAUCUUUGUCAAUUCGGGAUACUCUCACCGACUCCAGAGAAUGGCACCCCAUCCGACCCCAGGCAGACCUUAUCCGCGUGGUAUCACGCGUUUCUUCCCGAAUCUUCAUGGGCGAAGAGCUCUGCCGCGACGAAGAGUGGAACAGGACCUCGAGCGAAUAUACUCUAUUGGCUUUUGGCUACGGCGGCUUAUUGAGAUCUUAUCCCAGGUGGCUUCGCCCAUACAUCCACUGGUUCCUCCCGCAGUGCUGGGAAGUCCGCGCCAAGCUGAAUGAAGCGCGACAGUGCCUUCAGCCUCAUAUUGAACGACGAAAAGGUAUCAAGCAGAAAGCACUCGCCGAGGGAAAGCCAUCUCCUUUCGAUGAUUCCAUUGAGUGGUUUGAGAAAGAGUAUGAGAAGCAUGAUCCUGCUACAGAGCAGAUUGCUGUUUCGAUCGUGGCGUAUCAUACUACAUCUGACCUACUCGCUGAGACGCUUCUCAAUCUUUGCCAACAUCCUGAACUGUUCCAGGAACUUCGGGAGGAGAUUAUUACGAUUUUGACUGCCGAAGGAGGACUGACCAAGGGCGCGUUGUAUAACUUGAAGUUGAUGGACAGCGUGGUCAAGGAGUCCCAACGACUGCGACCAAUUCUGCUCGGUGCUUUCAGGAGAAUCGCCACUGCCGACGUCACCCUCCCCAACGGCGACAUUCUCAAGAAAGGCGACAAGAUCAUCGGCGGCAUGUCACAUAUGUGGGAUUCCGAUACCUACGAUAACGCGCUUGAAUUCGAUCCCUAUCGCUUCGUUAAAAUGCGUCAGACAAGUGACGACAAGAAAGCCCACCUUGUUAGCACCAGCGCUGAUCAUCUUGGUUUCGGUCAUGGUUUCCACGCAUGUCCUGGUCGCUUCUUCGCUGCGAAUGAGAUCAAGAUCCUUUUAUGCCAUAUGUUGCUCAAGUAUGACUGGAAGCUACCGGAGGGUUGCAAGCCGCAGCCAUCUCACUCGGGGUUUAAACUGCUUGGCGAUUACUCUUCGAAUCUGCUGGUUCGGCGUCGCACUGAGGAGUUGGAUAUUGAUUCGCUUUCCAGCUCAUAAGGCCACGAUUCUUUGCCUUAUUCAUAAAUUGAGAAUAUUACGAGCCGAAGUCAGGAUGGAGUCAUUUGUAUACUAGCUUGAUCAAAAUUGCC